AUAUUGAUUUUUAUCUGAAACGGAAGAACAUAUAAUGUCGGUAUAUCUCCGCGGCCUUCGCUGAGCCACACAGGCGCCUAAAGUAAGUGUAUCUCUGUGUAGUCGUAGUUGGUACAAAUUCACAGAACAUAUUCAGGUCAGUUCGGGUCGGGUCGUAAAGAAAACGACUCAAUUGAAGUAAGGAUAAGAUGGAGAUUAUGUUGCUCGUUCGAGGGUAGAAAUGUCAAUACAUAGUUUUUUACCCUUUGAACAAACUGCUUUUACUUUGGCCAGUCUCUUUCUUUCACGCCGCCCAAUAUUUUUUUUACCUUUCCGAAAUGGAGCUUCUCGCCGGCGACUGUCGGAAACGAGUCGGCGACGAAUUCAGCGAAGAUGUUGACCCUUUCGACGGCUCAGAUGGUGGUUGCGGAUGGAUGUACGGUAGCCGUGAAUCGGGUUCUCACGGAAACGACGACGCUUUGGCUACGCUCGCAGACUUGGCUUCCCCUCCUCAGAAACUCAAACCUAUCAGGUGUGGCGUUAAGCCUCCGUCGUCCUCGUCUGAGGAUCGUCAUCCUCUUGAUAUUCUCGCCGGAACUCUAGAUAGGCUGCCGGAGAUGGGCUUUGGCUGCUUCGAUACUCCCUUGGGAUCGAAGAUUGCUGACGUUGAGCAAAGUGGUCAAUUGACUCGCGGGUUUUCAAAAGGUGAUGAUCCUCUUCCCCUCCACAUAGAGUUUCAAGCUCGUAAUCGCCUCUCUUGGGAUGGUGUCUCUCUCAGUUCCUCUGUUGAUAGCGAUAGUGACUCAUCCCCAGACGUUGGCAAGACCGUCACAGGUAAAAGAAAGCGGAAAACAAGGGUAAAGCUGGAGCAUUUCUUGGAGAAGUUGGUGGGAAUUAUGAUGAAGCGGCAGGAGAAGAUGCAUAACCAGUUGAUUAAGGUGAUGGAGAAGAUGGAAGGGGAGAGAAUACGCCGUGAGGAAGCUUGGAGGCAACAGGAAAUCGAGAGGAUGAAACAGAAUGAAGAGGCACGGAAGCAAGAGAUGGCACGCAGCUUGUCUCUCAUCUCUUUCAUUAGAACUGUAAUUGGUGACGAGAUUGAGAUCCCUAAACCCUCUGAAUUCCCGCAGCCACUCCAGCAGAUCCUUCCCGAGAAAUGUGAAUCCGCGCAGACACAAAGAGAGAGAACGUUUAGGUAUUCAAGAAGCGGCGGCAGAAGGUGGCCGCAAGAGGAAGUGCAGGCAUUGAUAAGUGCAAGAAGCUACGUGGAAGACAAGUCGGGGAUCAACAAGGGUUCGAUUUGGGAUGAGAUAUCAGCAAGAAUGAAGGAAAGAGGGUACGAAAGAUCUGCUAAAAAGUGCAAGGAGAAGUGGGAGAACAUGAACAAGUACUACAGGAGAGUCAUGGAAGGUGGGAGGAAACAGCCUGAGCACAGCAAGACUCGCUCAUACUUUGAGAAACUUGGAGAUUUUUAUAAGACAAACUCCUCGGGUGAGAGGGAAGAGUGACAAGAUUUUAAAUUAGGUUUUUGGCACGCAAAACGGAAACUUGUAGAUGAUGAUUUCUCGAGUUUAAAUUUUUAUUUUGGUGUAGCUUUAAUUUUUUUAAUAACUCCUACUACGACUCUGUAUCCGUAUGGGUGUUUUGAGUUUAGAAGGUUCUAAUAAAAAAGACAAAUACGUUGGUGGUCGGGA
Capsella rubella is the source of this 1670-nucleotide messenger RNA. Its product is annotated as trihelix transcription factor GTL1. The coding region runs from base 318 to 1484 and encodes 388 amino acids. The record is from RefSeq and is a predicted model, not a curated record. Lineage: Eukaryota; Viridiplantae; Streptophyta; Magnoliopsida; Brassicales; Brassicaceae. The transcript is spliced from 2 exons.